GAUCAGCUGAUUUUUCACGCUGCCAUUUUGUCCGGCUCCGGCAGAGGCAGCAGGCACCAGGCACCCGCCACUGUCCGACUCACGGAGCUCCCACACGGGCUAGACUUCACCCAGACACCGCCACCGCACCGGAGCGUGGACCCCCUCUGACAGCCGCACAACCACACCUCCGUCCCGGGGAAGACUGUGCCCUGCCUCUCCCCCCCCAGCCCCCGGGCCAGCACCUCCAACCACAGCACCCAAAGGAAGAAGAAGAAGAAACACGGAAAGGAGGGGGGACCGUCUGGCUGAACUUACCCCGUCUGCCGGCUUCUCUGCUCGGUCACAGCCUUGACGUUGCCCCGCUGUCUGUCUGGAGGCUGGAGCUGCUAGCCGCGCUGCUAACGAGCACCCACCCCGUCUUUGCGUCAGUUUUCGCGGGGUUAAAAAGCCACCUGUCCCGGCUGUCAACACUUAAAACCCUUUUAAACUUUUCAGACAAUGCGCUGCUCAAUUUUUAACUACUUUUUACAAGACUUUUGCUCGUUUUUAUCGCGUUACUUGUGAAAUCUCGCAAUCUUUUUGGCUUAGAACUUCAACGCGGAGGAACUCAACUGUUUUGCAACUCAAUUUUGGGAAUUUUCUUCAAUAUUUUCACGUAUUUUCUUUGCCUUGACGUUUCAAAAGUUACAAACCAGCCAAAUAGCUAUGUUAAAUUGUGGCCAAAAAGUCAAUUUAAGUAUUUAUAAGAUUUACUUGGGAACUCUUAACUAUUUGUGCAAAGAAAACAGUUGCUUUUGUAGCUAACAUCAACUAGCUAGCUUUAGUUUGGCAGUUAGAAUCCUCCACAGUCACCAGGGAAACUGCAGAUCAGUUACACGUAUUUUUUACAUUGAAUUGCAUAGAUUUUUGGACGCACUUGGGGAAUUAUUUUCGCUCGCUUUGCACAGGAGUCAAAAGUAUCGAUCAGAGGGAUUAUUGGGCUGUUUUAGCUGAUUGCAAAAGGCCAAACGAAAGCGAAAUAAGGCGAAAGAAAGGAGAAAUAUGUCAGGCCAAUCCCUCACGGACCGGAUCGCUGCAGCUCAGCACAGCAUGACCGGCUCCGCCAUCAGCAAAGCAGUGUGCAAGGCGACUACUCACGAAGUCAGCGGGCCCAAGAAGAAGCACCUAGACUACCUGAUCCACUGCACCAAUGAGAUGAACGUGAACAUCCCGCAGCUCGCAGACACUCUGUUUGAGCGGACGGCCAACUCCAGCUGGGUCGUAGUGUUUAAGGCUCUGAUCACCACUCACCACAUCAUGAUGUACGGCAACGAGCGGUUCAUCCAGUACUUGGCCUCUCGAAACACUCUUUUUAACCUCAACAACUUCCUGGACAAAGGAGCUCUCCAAGGUUACGACAUGUCGACCUUUAUUCGCCGCUACAGCCGAUACCUGAACGAGAAGGCCAUGUCCUACAGACUGGUGGCUGUGGACUUCACCAAGAUGAAGAGAGGGGUGGAUGGAGUGAUGAGAACCAUGAACACAGAGAAACUCAUCAAGACGUUACCCAUAAUUCAGAACCAGCUCGACGCACUGCUGGACUUCCAGGCCAACCCAAACGAGCUGACGAACGGGGUGAUAAACUCGGCCUUCAUGCUGUUGUUCAGAGACUCCAUUCGGCUGUUUGCUGCCUAUAAUGAAGGCGUCAUCAACCUGCUCGAGAAAUAUUUUGACAUGAAGAAGAACCAGUGCAAAGACGCCUUGGACAUUUAUAAAAAGUUCCUGUACCGAAUGACCAAGCUCUCGGAGUUCCUCAAAGUGGCAGAGCAAGUUGGAAUAGAUCAGGGGGACAUACCCGAUCUCUCACAGGCUCCCAGCAGUCUCCUGGAGGCAUUGGAGCAGCACCUCGCGUCUCUGGAGGGCAAAAAGACCAAGGAGCUGAGUGCGGACACUAGGGCGUCCACUUUGAACAGCGCUGUCUCGUCUCUGUCCUCUACCGGGAUGUCCUUCAGUCGCAUGGAUGAGAAAGAGAGACAGCAGGCUCUGGAGGAGGAGCAGGCCAGACUACAGGCACUCAAGGACCAGCGCCUGAAGGAGAUCGGAGCCCACACUCCUCCCUCUGCCUCCCCCAGCAGCGUGUCCAUCAGCAGCUUCAACAACAACCACGUCGCCCCCUCCCCGGAGCUGUUCACCUCCACGCUCAAUGCUAACAGCGUUCCUGCUCUGAACAGUGACCUGUUCGACCUGCAGCCGGCCUUCAUCCCUGCGGUCCACAACAUGUCCAACACCAACAGUGCCUGGGGAGGAUUGGACCAGCCGCCUGCCCAGACCACCACCGUAGAUUUUGACGCAGUUUUUGGGAAUAACUCCAGUACGACCACUAAUGGCAACGGUCCCCAGGCACCAGCCGGUUUCGACACUCUGGGAGAUGUGCUGAAGCCGACCCUCCCCUCCCUCUCCGCUCCUCCGCCUCCUCCUCCCCCCAUGGCCCUUCACUCCGGAGGGAAACUUCUUGCCCAUGACCUUGACUCGUCUCUGGCUAACCUCGUAGGCAAUCUGCACUUUGGGACCCCAAAGAAGCCGGAGAUGCAGUGGACGCAGCCCGGGGAGAAGAAGCUAACGGGGGGACAGAACUGGCAGAACAAGACCUUGUCCACCACCCAAUGGAGCCCUGCACCCAUGGGCCCCCCACCCAUGCCCCUGCAACAUGUGAGUCCGGCUGCUGUGGCGUUCCCCAUGGCCACACCUCAAGUGCCUGUCUAUGGAAUGGUCCCUCCUCAGAUGGGUCAGAUGGGAGGGGUCCCUGUCAUGGCUCCUCAGCCCAUGAUGUACAACCAGCCUGUGGUCAGACCUACCAACCCCUUUGCCCCCCUCCCCGGAGCACAGAUGCAGUUUAUGUAAAAUCCAAACGUCGAGGAGGAGAGCAGAGCGCCAAAAGCAACGAACAAAUAAACAAACUACGAGAGAGAAAGAGAGAGGGAGGGAACGGACAGAUGGAGAAAACAACGCAAUCAGGCCACAGGAAGUGUCUGAGGACUGAUGCAUGAUGGGAUGUGAUGAAGAGGAGGAGAGGCUGCCCUAUUGGCUAAUAUUAGUGGUCUUCUGAAACAACUGACUUUUGAUUUGAUAUAGUUUGGCAGAGGUGGGUAGAAAAGCCAGUCUUUGUACUUUGUUUUAGCAGUUUUUCAAGUACAAGUACAAAGCAGAGAGUAUUCAAGUAUUUGGGGGAACUACUACGCAAGUAAGAGCCAGAUCUGAUCCCAAAAUCUGGUAUUUUCAAAAGUCUAGAACAUGUGAUCCUCAAGAACAAGGCUCAAAGGCUAACAGUGAACAUACUCAUGCUAACAGAGUAAAAAAAACACUCAAAAAAGGUCCAGUAUUAUAAAAGUUCUUUUCUGGUUACAUGGGACAAGCCAACUGUUACAUUAUACAUUAUAUUACUGAAAAAGGAGUAAAAAUAUGGAGUGAAAUGGUCUGAAAACUAUUCUGAGACAUACAGUUUUAUGAAAAAGUUACUCAAGUUAAUGAGUAUUAGCCAUGGGGUUAAAAAAAACAAUAUUUAACAGGGUCAACUUAUUGUAGAAAUAAGAAAAUUAAUAUUGAUCUAAAUAAUUUCAGAGGCAGGACAUGGGGCUGUAGAACUGAAAUCCACUGUUGAUCCACAAAUGUUGAGCCUUUAUGUGUUUGGGAUCAGCUCCACAUGUCAUAUUAAAUUUAUGACUUUAAUUAAUCUUACUUCCUUUCAACUGACAAAAAUCUCUUUGGGGUUGAAUAAUAUCCUUGCUUUCUGAAGAAUAAUUUAACACUGAAACUUGUGUCUGUUUCAUGUGGAUAAACCAUAGACUGUAUAUAUAAAUGGACAUAGCUUACACGCUAGACACCGUGUUCCAAACAGGAAGUGAGCAUGGGCGCUUCCAGCUCCAUCACCUCCAAUUCACUUUCUAUUGAAAAAUCGUCGCUCCUCUCUCUGUACCUGCUGCUGUCAGACUCAUCAUUUUGGUCUUAAAUGUUCGUAUUAACCUGCUUUACAAGAUCCUGGUGUUUUUAUUUCACUAUUGCGUCUGUAAAUCAAGAUAUGAACAUUAAUAAUAACAGACACAUGAGGCGCCUUCUUUCCCCGAGGCCACUCCCGCUAGCGUUAGCAACAGGUUUGAUUGACAGCGUUGCUAAGUCCCCGCUUCCUGCUAAACCAGCGGUGCUCUUCGGUUGCUAUGAUAUUCGCAGUCGGAAUUCCAAAUACGAAACUUUUCUCCGAAUUCCCGUCUGUAGCUGCUAGCCUCGAUGAGCUUCAUUUGACUGGAGCGUUCACACUCCCUCAGUCCACGUCUUUUAUACAGUCUAUGGUACAGCCCCAGUAAUUAGAGAGAAUUACAGAGUAAGCUUUAUUUCACACUGGGGCUGUUUGUCCUGUGUGGCUUCCCGUAGCUGCCCGUCAGGUCUGGGCACGCUCAAUACAGGAUGAAGGUUUGUUUGUUUGUUUGUUACACCUCUAGUUGUUUCAGAAAACCUCUCGCUCCCUCAUCCACAUCCCGUUCAAACAGGUCAACAAACUUUUCCACCAAUUAUGUUUUCAUUUACUCCUCUGUUCAGUCAAGGCCUCCGCGAAUGUGUCGUUGAUCGAAGUGGUUUUAAAGUGAUUCAUGAGCAAAUGUUUUAUAGCCCCUGAAAUUCUCGACAACACGCAAACUACUGUUGUCGAAAUUGUUUGGUUUUUUUGUAAGUAUAGAUUUGCAUAUUUUUAUUCCCCCAAAAAGGAAAUGAGUUACGAAAGUGUGGCCUCCGUCGCUGCUAAAUGGAGUGUUUUGUUUUAGCCUUGAUGACACCAAAAUCCACAAAACUCAAAUUAGAAUAAGAGCGUUUUUAUCUGGUGGCUGUGAAGAGGAGAAUGUAACUACAUCAUCUGGUUUCCACAUUUCGCUCUGAGUAAAAAGGGGCUUUUUACAGACGUAGCAUUCGAAUCAGACUGGAGCUAACGCAGAUAAACACAGAACAGAUGAGCUGCCUGUCGUGGAUUUGGUUAUUUAACACAAGAUCGUUAUUUCGUUAAACAGGUUAUAACGACUUCAGUUUCACGUUUUAACAAGUUCCAUAUUUCGCUCGAAUCCACUGUGAAAAGGACGAGUCGAAAUUAAAACGGAAAAAUAAUACAGGAGCCAAGAAAAAGUCUAAAAGUACUUGUUUAAAAGUGUACUUCAGAGUAAACAAGUACACGUUUUUCAGAGAUUUUGAGAACUGCUUAAAUCAAGAGUUGUGUUGAUUUUUGUUCCACAGAAGUGAUUUUUCUUUGUCAUUUUUAUUUAUAGAGUUUUGUCUUGAACUCAGGACUCACCUUCAGGCAGGAUUUGACCGUGAACAUGUUGGAAAAAAUGACUUUUUACUUCUCAGUUGAAAAAUAUAGCAAAGUAGAAAGUACAGAUACGUUCUCUUAAAUGUAGUGAAGUAAACAGUAUACACAACAGUACUUUAUCGUUGUACUUUUUUGCUUUUACAGCUUUAAAAAUCAUGUCUCAGUCUGAUUCAAAUGCCCGGUCUGUAAAAGUCCCCACAGCCAAAACGACGCAGGUGUUUUGGGUAAAAUAUAAUUGUUCACUUUUACUGGAAAAGUAAAAAAUCCAAUGAAGUUUGUUAUGAUUUUGACUGUUACUCACCGAUGUUGUUUCUGGAAGUCAAAAUCAAAAAUCACCAUAAAUACUACUUAACGUAAGCUAUUUGGACUUACGUUGAUUGUUGUUUUUUGCAGUUUUGUUGUAAAUUUGAUCCAAACUUGUCAAAGAACUAUGCCAUUCUCACCAUGAUGUUAAUAUUUGUUACACAAUCGUCUGUUUUUCAUCGAGGGCUUUUUUCUAAAAACGUGUCAAAAAUCGUGCCAAAUUUGAGCCAAAUGAAGUUGACACAAAUUUGCUUUUCAUUUUGUUUUUUGUAAAAAUAAUCACGUUUUGUUGCUAACUGCACAUGCUAAAGAUUUGCACUGAGUGACUCCUGCCGCAUAGCUUUUCUGAAAAUUAUAUUUGAAAUUUGUAAUUUGGGGGUUUUCAAUAAUAUGAAUGAAAUAGUUUUGUUGAAUAUCAGCCCUUUUGGCAUCUUUAACGAACCUUUUGUAAGUGUCAUUUUCAUUGUAAACAGGGAUGUCCAGAUUUGCAUUUGAGAGGAGAUUUAAAGUUGAUAUGACAGGUUUUAUUACUUUAUGAAGUACUUUUGGCGGGAUAAUACCUGUAGUAAAUAUUUGUCAUAGUUUUACAUCAGUUAAGUGACAGUUUGAAGUAAAUAAAGUUGAGAAAGAAGUACAAAAAUACAGGAAGUAGCGCUGAGUUUUAAAACAGAAUCCCUCUAUCUACAUCAUCAACACCGAAGGCAUUUUUCUGACAGUUUAAACCUUCAUUUAACAAAAUAAAGUUGUAAUCAUGUAUUUUUACUAUCUAAUCAUAACUAUUGGUCCUUGUUUACAUUAUGGUUGCUAGGUAACAGUUAUGGGAUCACCACUGAAUACGUCACAUCUGCUGCCCAAACCAGGAAGUGAAAUAAUAAUAAACUUCACCAAAAUUUAAAACUAGUAAGAACUAGGCAAGAUUUUAUUUAUUUUAAUCUUAAAUAUUAUUAUUACGAUGUUUUAUUGAAAUGAGUUGAACCUGUCAUAUGCUCUUUAAGUUUUAAAACUGAGCCGAAAACUCAAAACUAAAAUUGAAACGUGUCGAUUUUACCUCCAAACUCGUGCCUCAAUUGUUUUAUUACACAGAUAUGUUAAAAAUUAUGCAAAAAUGACUAGUAGUAAAUGUGUAUCGCUAAUAAUAAUAAUAACAGUAGUAAGUGUUUGAGUGGGCGGGUGGUUGAAGUGUCUUGCCCAAGGACACAACAGCAGUAUGUCUAGUCCAGUCUGUGGUUAGUGGAGGGUUUGACGGCCUACAAAACGUUUUAGCAUAGACCCAAAUUUUACAAUGUGGCAGAUUUAUAUGAAAUUUGAUUGACAUUUGAACACAUUUAGUCAUGGGUUUCAGUUUUCUGUUCAUGGGCGCCAUUUUGAGGACUUUUCACAAUUCAAAAGCUAGAAUAUUUUUUGAAUUGUUAAAUACUACGGUGCUAAUUUCCCAAUUCUAUCUGGACAUCCUUGGAAACGCCAUAACGUCAUGUUCAAACCUCUGCUCCCGUAGCCGCUUUGACCCUUUGUAUAGAUGUAAAAAAAUUAAUAAAAAUUGCUAGCUAGCCUCUCUGUCGCGCGUGUACAGCUAACGCUCUUUCUCUGCUUGUCUUGUGCUAGUGCUGCCGUCCAUUUUGACCCUCUCUGCUCCCCGUAGACCCGUAGUCCGCUUCCUCAUCCUGUAGUUCCCAGUGUCGAGUGACUUGUCUCCGUCUUUUGCCGUUUGCUAGCCUUCCUACCGCAUAUGUUUGGUAUAUUUUUUCACUUUAUGAUGUCAUAUGCUUAUAAAGAACACAUAUGAUGCAUUCUUGUGGCUUCGUUCACUUUUAAAUAUGUUAUUGAUCACAAUUUCACCACGGAAUGAGUUCGGUGAUGGUUUAUGGACUUAAAAACCACUCAGGAGAAUCUGGAGUUUUGUCUGUGACGCAACUAAACAGGCUAAAUGUCAUUGGAACAUUUUUGAGCCUCAGAGAGCAUGAUUUUGGAUGAACUAAUUAAUGAAACAAGCGUGAACGAAAUAAAAUGCAACUCCAGGUGUGUUUUUGACGAGGGGGACAACAUUAUGACAUGGUUAAAAGUUUUUUAAAAAGUCAGUUUUGCAGAAUAUGUGUUCUUUAAAUCUCGCACCGGACUGUGAAUUGUUGAGGUCAUUCGGAUAUCCAGGUUGUUUUUUUUUGAGACAAAUGUAUUAUUUCUAUACAGCAAAUUAUUGGAUAGCGAAAUGACCUGUUUGCGUGUUAGCUUUGGCGUGUUAGCUUUAGCUUCAACUAUAGCAACACUGAAGUGGCCAAAUGUAGCUUGUUGAUGCUCGUGAUUAUACCUUAUGCACUUUUGUUUGAUAUUUUCUGGCCCAUACAAUCCCAUUUAUUUGGCUAUUUUAAAUCAGAUUCAGGUCUAAAACUGUAGGCCUCAAAUAAAGCUGGAAAAUUCGAGUUUGAGAAUUGUCUGGAAUGUUCCACAAUGCGGCAUUAAACCUAUCCAUCGUACAUUUACUCAGUUACAGUUGUCUUUACAGCUAAAACGCGCCUCGUACGACUUGUGUUCUUGCUGUGAGCUGCUUGUCUCCAUGGAGAUACUGUGGGGCAUUCCAAGCAAAACCGUUACAUCACCACGGAGACACCAGGAAAGUUACACAGUGCAGCUUUAAAGUCAUGCACAGGUAAUUGAAACUCACUCACAUUGACCAGUUCAUUUCUACAUGAAUUCCAGCUGAUUCAAACUCGUCCUGGUCACAUUUUCUUUUAAAUUUUCCCCGUUUAAAGUCGGUGAAGUUGAAGAAGCCAGAAGAAGUCGUCUCUGUGCUUUUUUCUGUGCUUUUUUUCGGACCUUAGGUUGUUUUGGGCCUUUGUAGCAUGAGAGAAACAUGGACCGUUCCACUGAGGAUACUGUUGUUGUCACGUGUGCUGUCUGAUGCAUGGUUGCCCUGACGAUUGCAUCACUUUGUUUGGUGAAGCAUGUUCUGAUCCCACUGCGAUGGAAAUCAAACGAAAUCAAAACGAAAACAUUUUACUUUUAUUUUUAUCUCAAACUAAAUAAGGAUGGAGGAGAUGAAAUUUCUACAUCCCUGCGUUUAAAUCUACUUAAAGGUGCAAUAGGGAAUUUGUCUGGUAGAGGGUCUGUCACCUGCUUAUCGUCAUGGAGAUGUUACUGCAGUGUGGCGUUAAACACGUCUAUCUAUCUCCAUGGAGACAAACAGGUGAUGCCACAACUCAAGUUACAGGUUAGAUCUGUGGAGAGGCGAAUUCACACAUAGUAAGAGUACAUGUUUUUCAAGGUAUUUUUGUAAUAACUACACGUGUAUUUAAUAAGAUGGACAGUAUGUUUAAUGUGAGCAUAAUCUGUGAGUCUUUAUGAAAUAAGUAGGUGCUGGACUCCCCCAUCUCAAACUGAAAAUACAUCAUUGUAAUAGCGCUGUUGAAGGAAAAACAAUGUUCUCUCGCUCUGGAGUAUAAGUAACACCAGUGAAAAAAUGCAUAAUAAUGAAGAAAAAAACAUAUAAGUUGCACUGGACUAUAAGUCGCAUUUUUGGGGAAAUUUAUUUUGCAAUAUCUGAGACCAAGAGCAGACAUUUUAUCUUUAAAGGCAAGUUAUAAUAAUGAUGACAGAGAACAACAGGCUGAAUAUCAGUACAUCACGCUAACGGAACACAUUUAUAUUUAUUCAGCUGCAUGAAGCACAGACAGAACUGAACACGUGUCUGGUUUGUUAACGUAAGAUAUUAACAGUUAAUCAGAUAAAUAAAGAAGAAAAAACAAGCAACAAGUUUACUCUGGAUCUCACUCCAAAUCAAUAAAUCCACUGAAUUGUUCAUCCUCAGCGUCGCUUCUGAACAACUCCGCCCACUCAGGAGGCAGAUGUCUGUCUCACUGGUACACGUCUCGUCCUCGUGCGGUUGUCCCUGUGACAGUAACGAAGACGUGAGAUUAUAUAUUUUAAUAAUUUCACGUGUAAGUCGCACCCCCGGACAAACUAUGAAAAACUUAUAUUCCAGAAAAGGCGGUAAUAUAGCCGCUAAACAGUUUGCUAAAUAUUUCUCACAACAUCAAAUUUUCUAGCUUGAAAUUUCCCCCAAAAAUCUGGAGUUUUGCAAAAAAAAAAAAAAAAAAAAAAUGCGAUUUCUGCCAAUCAAAACGAAACAGCCAUUUUGAGUUUUACGUCACUCAUUUAGUAAAUUAUUUUAUUUUAUUUAUGGCAACUUGAGUCUAAUGGGUCUUUGAGACAUUAAAGGACUACAGUCAGUGGUUACUAUGUCAGGUCCACCAUCUGCUUGUGUAGAAUAUUCCAGAGUAUAGCUUUAAACUUAUAUAUUUUGCAUUUAUUCAGUUAAAAUAAAAUCAAAGCUCAAAAAUACCUAGAACAAAAAACUGCAUUCUUCUUACAUGCAGAGUCACCGCUCCAGAGAUCUGACCUGUAACUUGGCCACAUGGCAUUACCUGGUUGUCUCCAUGGAGAUAGACAGGUUUAAUGCCGUACUGUGGAAUAUUUCAGACUUGGCUAUAUGUCCCUCCACCAGAAAAGUUGCACCGUGCACUUUUUAUUUAAUUGAAAUUUUUAAAACAAAUAACUUUAAUUUGUACCUGAGUUUUUAGUUUAGUCAUUUUUUGUUAAAUUUUCUGCUAUGAAAGAAUGUUUUCAAAAAUCUUGUAGCCUAUUUCCAAACUUUUUAAAUUCCCAAAGACUUUUUCUUCACCAGCGUUUCCUCCUCUGUGGCGCCCCCUGUUGGUCACGUGUCUUGGUGCUUUGCCUUUUUUUUUUUUCCUGAUCUUUUAAACUAUUCGUAUCGCUGCUUCAGUUUGAUGUAAAUAUUAGAAACAACAUCGCCAAAUCAUAACCAUUAUUUUUCAUAUUUACGAUGCAGUACAGUAGUCUAGGUUUCGGGGGCGGGCUUUAAGGUCAGGAGCGGCUGUGAUUGGUCGAUGAUGCCAAAUGUUUUUGAUUGACAUGUCUGACCCCUCCUCCUCUGUGUAAAUGUGUGUAUUUAUUUGGAGCGAAAAAUGUUACGAUUCAAUUCAAAAUCUUUGUAUUUUCAGUCAAAUCUUUGUUUUAUUCCGGGUUUGUUUUCUCUUUUUUGGAAGAAAUAAAAGUCAUUUUCCAUUCCUAAA
Periophthalmus magnuspinnatus is the source of this 10695-nucleotide messenger RNA. RefSeq names its product phosphatidylinositol-binding clathrin assembly protein. Gene Ontology annotation, molecular function: clathrin heavy chain binding; phosphatidylinositol-4,5-bisphosphate binding; 1-phosphatidylinositol binding. Gene Ontology annotation, cellular component: extrinsic component of presynaptic endocytic zone membrane; clathrin-coated pit; synaptic vesicle. Bases 1024 to 2862 code for a protein of 612 amino acids. NCBI's taxonomy places the organism in Eukaryota, Metazoa, Chordata, Actinopteri, Gobiiformes, Gobiidae. Gene Ontology annotation, biological process: clathrin-dependent endocytosis; synaptic vesicle budding from presynaptic endocytic zone membrane; clathrin coat assembly. The transcript is spliced from 19 exons. The record is from RefSeq and is a predicted model, not a curated record.